ACUCCUCUCUCAAAUCUCCUUUGAAACCCUAUAUAAAGAGGAAACUUGUAGGCUGCCACUUCCCUACGCUUUUAUUAUUAAACCCUAAUUUUACAAUUUUCAUCAAAUUACUCUCUCUCUCUCUCUCUCUCUCUCAUCCUGUUCUAUAUUGUUCUAUUGGUUGCAGGUAGCGUGCCUUCUGUGGAAUUUCAAAGUUGUAGUGGUCUAAGUGAAACUUCUUUUAUGUCCGAACAAGCCAUCUUCUAUUUGGGAUCCAUUGGAUUGCUUGGAGAAUAUUGUCCUUGGUCAAGAAAAAAGAACCGCCAUUUCUCUGGUCAGGUUGACUGUAUGCAUCUCAUACCAUUAAAGGAAGAACGCUUCGACUUUUCUGGUUGUUGGAAGGCACAACCUUCUCCUGACGCAAUUUGCAUUUGUGCUGCUGAAGAAUACUCUCAACGUUUGUAACACUUCAUCUGGAAAUUUGUCACUGUAUCAAAGAUGGCUUUGCAGAAUAUAGGCGCUGGCAACAGUGAUGAUGCCUUCUACAGGUAUAAGAUGCCCAGGAUGAUUACCAAGAUAGAGGGCCGUGGGAAUGGCAUCAAGACAAAUGUGGUGAACAUGGUUGAUAUUGCCAAAGCAUUAGCAAGGCCCCCAUCCUAUACAACAAAAUUUUUUGGAAAUGAGCUUGGGGCUCAGUCGAAAUUUGAUGAGAAAACUGGAACUGCCCUUGUCAAUGGAGCUCAUGAAACUCCCAAACUUGCUGGUCUUCUUGAGAACUUUAUUAAGAAAUAUGUUCAGUGCUAUGGUUGUGGCAACCCUGAAACAGAGGUCUUAAUAACCAAAAAUCAGAUGAUCCAACUAAAAUGUGCUGCAUGUGGUUUCAUUUCUAAUGUGGACAUGAGGGACAAGCUGACAACAUUUAUACUUAAGAACCCGCCUGAGGCGAAGAAGGGCUCCAAGGACAAGAAAGCUAUGAGAAGAGCUGAGAAGGAGCGGCUGAAGGAAGGUGAGGCUGCUGAUGAAGAGCUGAAGAAGCUGAAGAAAGAAACAAAGAAAAAGGUUUCCUCUAAAGAUGCUAGCACAAAAACUAGCUCUAAAAAGAAACAUGGUGGUUCUGAUGAGGAGCAUGCCUCACCACCUAGGAGCCAUGUUAAUGUGAAAGAAGAGGAUGAGGAAGACGAUGAUGAUGACAUCCAGUGGCAGACUGAUACAUCGCUUGAAGCUGCUCAGCAGCGUAUACAAGAACAGCUAAAUGCUGCGACUGCUGAAAUGGUUAUGCUGUCCACAGUUGAGUCAGAGAAGAAGAAGUCAAAGGCAGCUACUCAAUCCCUAAGUCCUAAAGCUGCUACUCCUGUGACACCUGAGAAUUCCAAGACCGAGAAUGGAGAGACAAACCAUGAGAGACUCGUUAGGGAAGUGAAAGCAAAUCUAAAGAAGGGAGUUACUUCCAGCAAAUUACAAUCCUUUUUGGGUUCACUCUCUGGGUCUCCUCAGGAAGUUAUUACUGCUUUGUACGAGGCACUCUUGGAUGGCGUUGAAAAGGGAUUUGCCAAGGAGGUUCUUAAGAAGAAAAGCUACCUUGCUGCUGUUGCUCAAGACGAGGAGUCUCAACUACGAUUGCUUAGAGCUAUAGAAGCUUUUUGUGGGAAGUCUAACUCAGUUGCACUGAAGGAAGUGGCUCUGGUUUUGAAAGCUUUGUAUGAUGCGGAUUUGUUGGAAGAGGAAUAUAUAGUACAGUGGUACAACAAGGGUGUUGCUGCGAACAAGGACUCGAAAAUUUGGAAGAAUGUCAAACCAUUUGUUGAAUGGCUACAAAGUGCUGAGUCGGAGUCCGAGGAGGAAUAAGUUCAGAAGUGUUUCCCCCUCUUCAGAUUGCUGUCUGGUUUGCUUUGCCUGAGAUACUGCCAUAUUGGAAAUUCAUAUGUUAUUUUAUGAUGUUUGUGUUGUAUGUCUGUUUGUCUUUGGUGUGGGCUCGUAUUAAGUUCCUUUUGCUAGACUCGUCGCCUUUAAAUGUCUUUACUUGAAUAAAACUUCCCUUAUUUAUCGCAUUUGGUGCUGACUUGUAUUCAAACCUUGUCUUGCGGUUAACUUGUAAAAGUUUUUUCCCAAUGCUUGAACUGAAUUUCAUCUAGGCCUGUGACCCUCUUUCUAUUAA
Lycium barbarum (goji berry) is the source of this 2134-nucleotide messenger RNA. RefSeq names its product eukaryotic translation initiation factor 5-like. The transcript has 2 exons. Gene Ontology annotation, biological process: formation of cytoplasmic translation initiation complex; formation of translation preinitiation complex; translational initiation. Gene Ontology annotation, molecular function: eukaryotic initiation factor eIF2 binding; translation initiation factor activity; GDP-dissociation inhibitor activity. NCBI's taxonomy places the organism in Eukaryota, Viridiplantae, Streptophyta, Magnoliopsida, Solanales, Solanaceae. The coding region runs from base 478 to 1824 and encodes 448 amino acids. The record is from RefSeq and is a predicted model, not a curated record. Gene Ontology annotation, cellular component: cytosol.